Messenger RNA from Haemonchus placei, 942 nucleotides. Lineage: Eukaryota; Metazoa; Nematoda; Chromadorea; Rhabditida; Trichostrongylidae. The record is from the annotation of a GenBank genome assembly.
AUGAGUUCCCAAGCGUUACAGUCUUCCCGUACACAUGUGAGAAAAUCGAUAAAAAAGGCCAGUUUUAGGUCAAAACACAAUACAACGUUAACUUACAUAUGUAUACUGUGUAUCGUGGAUUUCUUGAGCAUGCUGCCUCUUCCUAUGACUAUAAUCGACCAGAUUCUCGGUUUCUGGAUGUUUGGGACAUUUGCGUGCAAGCUUUUCCGGUUACUAGAACAUAUUGGAAAGAUUUUCAGCACUUUCAUAUUAGUGGCAUUCAGUAUCGAUCGAUAUUGUGCAGUUUGUCAUCCAUUACAAGUCCGCGUUCGCAAUCAUCAAACCGUUUACAUACUUCUCAGUACUAUGUUUUUAUUCACAUGCAUUUUGUUAUUUCCAAUUUUGCUAUAUGCACAUUCAAAGGAAUUAAUUAUACAUGAGAAAUUCGAUAUACCACAAAAAACCAUUACGAGGAUGCAUUUAUACAAAUGCGUAGAUGAUCUCGGUGAUACCUUGUUCAUCGUCUUCACCCUCUAUAGUUUUUUACUUGCUUAUCUCAUGCCUUUACUCUUUAUGAUCUACUUUUACUAUGGAAUGCUCAUACGGCUUUUCAAACAAGCACGAGCCGUUCGACAGUCCAUGAUCGGUCGACGAAAAGGAGUCGAUGAAAAGGUACAGAUACCAAUUGGACAUAUUGCAGUAUACACUCUAGCCAUCUGCUUGUUCCACUUUCUCUGCUGGACGCCAUAUUGGGUGUCUGUACUGUAUUCGCUAUACGUAGAAAUCUUCAAUCCCAAUGCAAUGCUUGAAAUGCCGUCAUUCAAGUUUAUAUACUUCAUGUAUGGAGUUCACGCUCUACCCUACAUCAACUCCGCUUCGAAUUUUAUCCUCUAUGGUCUUCUAAACAGACAGGUGAGACACAGUGCACUAAAAAUCAUCAUCGAUUACUGUAGCUACGAAUGA